Dufourea novaeangliae is the source of this 2454-nucleotide messenger RNA. RefSeq names its product endoplasmin (gene Gp93). Gene Ontology annotation, molecular function: ATP binding; ATP-dependent protein folding chaperone; ATP hydrolysis activity. The transcript is spliced from 4 exons. The record is from RefSeq and is a predicted model, not a curated record. The coding region runs from base 82 to 2454 and encodes 790 amino acids. Gene Ontology annotation, biological process: protein folding. NCBI's taxonomy places the organism in Eukaryota, Metazoa, Arthropoda, Insecta, Hymenoptera, Halictidae.
GCGGAGCGAGGUGUUUGGGUUCGUUCUUAGGUGUGUUUCCGCUUUUUUUCUGCUAUUAUUCGUGAACCUUUCACGGCAGCUAUGAAAAAAGCGUUAAUAUUGUUAUCGGUCCUGUUCCUCCUAACAGGAUUUGUUAGGUCCGAAGAUCUGCUCGACGAAGAUGUUGGAAAAGUCGAAAACGAUUUGGGUGCCAGCCGAGAAGGCUCUCGAACAGAUGAUCAAGUGGUUCAGAGGGAAGAAGAAGCUAUACAGUUAGAUGGAUUAAAUGUAGCUCAAGUGAAGGAACUUAGGGACAAAGCAGAGAAAUUUGUGUUUCAAACUGAAGUCAAUCGUAUAAUGAAACUAAUUAUAAAUUCUUUGUACCGCAACAAAGAUAUUUUCCUCAGAGAACUGAUAUCUAAUUCAUCCGAUGCUUUGGACAAGAUCAGAUUAUUAUUCCUCACAAACAAGGAUGUCAUGGAUAGUAAUCCUGAGUUAACAAUAAGAAUAAAGGCAGACAAAGACAAUAAGAUAUUGAGUAUAACUGAUUCUGGUAUUGGUAUGACUAAGAAAGACCUGAUUAAUAAUCUUGGAACAAUUGCAAAGUCUGGUACUGCUGAGUUCUUGGGCAAGAUGCAGGAAACUUCAGAUCCUCAAGAUCUGAAUGCUAUGAUUGGUCAGUUUGGUGUUGGUUUUUAUUCUGCCUUCUUAGUCUCCAACACAGUAGUUGUCACAACUAAACACAACGACGACAAACAAUACAUCUGGGAAUCUGAUAGUAGCAGCUACUCUAUUGUAGAGGAUCCAAGAGGAGAUACCUUGAAGAGAGGAACAACAGUGAGUCUCCACUUGAAGGAUGAAGCAUUAGACUUUAUAGAAGAAGAUACAAUCCGCAAUUUAGUAAAGAAAUACUCACAGUUCAUUAACUUCCCUAUAUAUCUGUGGAGCAGUAAAACUAUUCAGGUCGAUGAUGAAGAAGAAGAAGAAGAGAAACCUGUGAAAGAAGAUAAAGUAUCGGACGAAGAAGAUGAUGCAAAAGUAGAGGAUGUCGAAGAGGAAAAGAAAACAAAGAAAAUAGAGAAGACUGUCUGGGAUUGGGAGUUGUUGAACGAGUCCAAACCCAUAUGGACGUUGAAACCGUCUGAAGUUGCAGAUAAAGAUUACAAUGACUUUUACAAAGCGCUCACAAAAGAUACCCAAGAUCCUCUAGCAAAAAUUCACUUUGUCGCGGAAGGUGAAGUCACCUUUAAAGCGCUUCUGUUCAUUCCUAAGGUUCAACCAGGCGACAGCUUCAAUCGUUAUGGCACUAAGGCAGAUAAUAUCAAGCUAUACGUCAGGAGAAUCUUUAUAACAGACAAAUUCACGGAUAUGAUGCCCAAUUACUUGUCUUUUAUCCGCGGUAUCGUUGACAGCGAUGAUCUGCCUCUUAAUGUCUCCCGUGAAAACUUGCAACAGCACAAGCUUAUUAAAGUAAUUAAGAAGAAGCUUAUUAGGAAAGUAUUGGACAUGAUUAAGAAGAUCCCCAAGGACGAUUAUGAGAAGUUUUGGAAGGAAUACAGUACGAACAUUAAACUGGGCGUGAUCGAAGACGGUCAGAACCGUGCUAGACUGUCGAAACUUUUGUUGUUCCAUUCCUCCACCCAAAAGGGUGCCACAACUUUGGCUGAUUAUGUGUCCCGCAUGAAAUCCAAUCAACAACAUAUCUACUAUAUUGCUGGCUCCUCGGACGAAGAAGUGAAGAAAUCACCGUUUGUCGAAAGAUUGGACAAAAAAGGAUACGAGGUUCUUUAUUUAACGGAAGCUGUCGACGAAUACGCAAUUUCCGCUCUACCCGAAUUCGAUGGUAAGAAAUUCCAAAACGUCGCGAAAGAGGGCUUCUCUCUCGACGAGGGUGACAAGGCCAAGGAAAUAAUGGAGCAACUGAAAACAACCUUCGAGCCAUUGGUCAAAUGGUUGAAUGAUAUUCUGAAGGAUCAUAUCAGUAAAGCUCAAGUUUCUGAACGUUUGACAGACUCUCCCUGCGCUUUGGUUGCCAGUAUGUUUGGAUGGACCGGAAACAUGGAAAGACUAGCGAUCUCGAAUGCUCAUCAGAAGAGCGACGAUCCGCAGAAAACUUAUUACUUAAAUCAAAAAAAGACACUGGAGAUUAAUCCAAGACAUCCAUUGAUCAGAGAACUUCUGCGCCGUGUGGAAGUAGAUGGUACUGAUGAAACAGCAAAAGACAUUGCUUUAAUGAUGUUCAGAACAGCCACUCUUAGGUCUGGAUAUAUGCUCAGAGAAACUGCCAGCUUCGCGGAUAGUGUGGAGCAGCUGAUGAGGAAAACUUUGGGUAUUUCUCUGGAUGAAGUACCAGAGGAGGAAGAGGUACAAGAAGCAGAAUCUGCCUCGGCGGAGGCUGAUUUAGAGUCGGAGAAGAUCAUGGAUAUAGAUAUGAACGAAGAAGAGAAUGAUGAAGAAAAACAUGAUGAACUGUAA